UAUGAUGAAUGCAUGUUAAACGAUAACUUAUACAAAGACGUUUUUCACGCAUUUGAACAGAGUAGUCGUCAAUGUAAUAUGAGAGAAAACUGGUUGUAUUUGCUUCCUGUUCGUGUAAAUUAAAGAUUAAAAAAGAAGAAAUGUUGAAAGGAUUAUUUAUUUUAGCUGUUCUUAUUUUGUUAUUGUCAAUUCUUCAGACAUGCCACAGCUGUGCAAAUAGUAAACUUCUACCAGAGCUUCCCAAAAGAUCGAGGACAUACACGGCAGACGGUGUAAGGGGGAGUGACCCCUAUGUUGAUGACACAUUUUUGUCUCCAGAAUGGUACAAUGUGUCAUUUAAUGGUCAGCAAUAUCUUAUGCCCGAUGCAAACUAUAUGCCUUCAUUUAAAAAGUGUGGAACUGUACAGCCAAUUUAUCUUAGAGAUACACAUCCAGACAUAGAUACAUUAACCGAAGUACCACAAACAAUAAUCGCAUGUGAGUUGUACCCUCAUGAUGACUGUGAAAACACAAUUGAAAUCUUUAUAAGGAAAUGUGACAAUACAGUUCACUACUACUUGAGAAGAACAAGCUCUAAUGCGGCAUACUGUUUUGAUCCUCCGAAUUUGCAAAAUGUGAAUGUGACAGAUUCUUCUGCAGCACCAACUGAAUCUCUUGGAACAUUAACAGUAACACCGGAACUUCGAUUCAAUGAAGUGACUAACAGAGGUGUUGUUUCGUUGAUCCCAAGUCUUGCGUUCUUAUGUGCAGAAAGUGGAGGUGCCAACAUUGAGAACAGAGACUUGUUGUAUUACACAUACUGGUUCAUUGAUGGCGUGAUUUCUUAUACACAACAAAGCUAUAAUGGGAUUGGAAUACUGACUGAAGACAAUCUACGGUCAAUUGGAUUUAGUCUCGGCAUAAUGAUUAGAUGUGGUGUAAAACUGGCAAAAAACGAAACUGGCGUACAAACCAAGCUAUACAGCAGUGAAAAUUUCUUUGCUGGAAUUAAGGUUAACGAAGCAUCGAUAACCAUGUCUAAAAACGAAAUAAAGACAAUUAUGCUUCAACCGACUGUUCCAUAUGGAUGCUACAAAAUCAAAGACCAGCCCUCGCCAACUGCCGAAUGUGCUACGAAAGUACAUAUGUUUUUACCCGAACGAGAUAGGUGUUCGCUCUCUGAUACCAAUUUAGGAACACAAAACAUCAUAGCUAACCAAGAACGUUGUGGAUUUAAAAUAUUGGGAUGCUAUCCUGGCGAUCCUGAAUGUAGUGUAACUAAGCAGACUUCAGCUAUGAAUAUUACAACAAGAUUUCUUAGCUACGAUGACCCAAAAUCGUACGUACUUCGUCUUGUAGCACAAAACGCAAUGACUCACCAAAUCUGGAAAGGUUAUGUCAUCGAUGAUAUUGUGGUAAACAUUAAAGAUGAUACCGAUUUCCACAACAAAGUUUGUUUUUCACAUGUAAAUCCUCAUAUGUGUACGGCAGAUGGAAAACCAUAUGAAAACAACGACUUUGCUGGAGAGUUUAUUUUGUACAGAAAUACAGUAUAUAAUAUAGAGAUCCAGGAGAGAACAACUUCGUGUUUUUCUGUGAAUAGCAGACCUUUCUGUACUUGUGCAGUGGCAGUACGUGCUGGUGGGGAUGUUUUCUUGAUAAAUUUGUGUAACGAUCUAAAAUUUAUUGGCAUGACGGCAUGUAAAGAUAAUGGUGCUUUAGUCAUCCGAUUGCUGGACGAGUUCAAUUAUCAGGUGGAAACAAACAUAGGGACCCUUGUAAACAUACGCAUAAGACCUUAUCCUAGAUUUAUUGAGUUAAUGAACAUAGAUAUAGUUAUGGCGCCUAAGGACUAUGCAUCAACCGAAGGACUAUGUGGAACAUUUGACUCGAACAAACAAAAUGACUUUCAUGAUAGGGAUGGUACAGUUCUAUCCGAUCGUUUGCAGUUCAUAAAUUCCUGGAAAAUAGGUCCUGGAGACGCUAAUUACCUUAGUCCGACUUGCAAUUCUAACGUGAGAACUUGGGAGGAAGAUGGGGAACAACUUUUCUGUACAUGUGAUUGUUUUAGCGAAGACUUGUCGUCCUCCUGCAGCACACUUAAUCCUGAAGCUGUUUGUUCUCCUUCACAAUAUAUAAACUGUACUGUAGAUCUACAGAAAACAGACGAUCUGUGUAGUAAUUUUAGAGACAAAUGUUUAAGCGACAAACGGAAGAAAAGAUCUUUUACUAUCGAUCCGAAUUUAGAAAUGAAAAGACGAGCAACGUUAGCCAAUACAAGACAACAUACAAGACAAAAGAGACAGGCUAAUGAACAAGGCAAUAUAUCAAAAGAGCAAGCGAUAGAACUUUGUACCAAUUCUAUCAGUCAGUCUACUGCGUCUAAGAACUUUUCAAAUUUACUGACAGGAUACAAUGUAUCUCUUAUAACAGAGCAUUGUAUAUUUGACGUAUAUGAAAGUCAAGACAUUGGGUGGUCCGAAGCACAUGUUGAGGUAAUGAACGACGCCGUAGCUUUAGGAUUCAAAAGAAAUUCCAAUUUUACUGUAACUCAUAAGGAUAAGUUAAUGUCCUUCAAUAAACAGUCGUGUUCAUUCGGACGUAAUGGCAAAGAAAAUUGUACUGAAGAAGCUUUGUUAUGUUUUUCUCACUAAUGUACCUCGCGAAAA
Molecule: messenger RNA, 2648 nt
Organism: Ruditapes philippinarum (Manila clam)
Lineage: Eukaryota; Metazoa; Mollusca; Bivalvia; Venerida; Veneridae
Product: von Willebrand factor D and EGF domain-containing protein-like
Exons: 16
Coding region: 141-2633 (830 amino acids)
Source: RefSeq, a predicted model, not a curated record